Molecule: messenger RNA, 1404 nt
Organism: Rotaria sordida
Lineage: Eukaryota; Metazoa; Rotifera; Eurotatoria; Philodinida; Philodinidae
Source: the annotation of a GenBank genome assembly
AUGUUUCUUAUUCUUAUCUUUAAUUUACCUUAUUUCAUUUUUGCUCAUAUUGGUUAUUCAACAAAAAGUUAUUGUUUAGAUGGAAUUGAAAGAGAUAAACUUAUUCUUGAAUGUCGUGAUAAUGAAUUAAUAAAAUUAGGUCGUAUUAUAUAUGGUUAUUCAUGGUCAAAUGAUUGUUCUUAUAUUGAUAAAGAUUGUACUAUGGAUUUACCAUCUGAAGAUAUUAUUUGUUCAACAACAUCAAAUUGUACAGUUCGAGUUGUUCAACAUCCAUUAAUUUUACAAGAUUGUUGGAAUUUAGCUGCAUCUUAUGUUCAAGCUGAAUAUGAAUGUGUUCAAGAUUAUUCUUUAAAAAAUAUUUGUGAAUCUCAAGAUAUAAUAUUAACGGAUGGUUUUAUUUCAACACCUAAUUAUCCAAAUGGAUUUUUAUCAAAUUUAAAUUGUUUAUGUACAUUAGUUGCAUCAUCAAAUAAUUCAAUUGUUCUUGAAAUAAUUAAUUUUAAUUUACCAAUAUGUAGUGAAGCUGGUCUUCUUUUAUGGAUUGGAGAAGAUUUUCAAACAAAAUGUCUUACACAAGAUCCAAUAACACUUAUUAGUAAUUAUCAACAAAAUAUAACAUUUAGAUUUUAUACAUUCAAAAAUCAAAAACAAGGAGGAUUUUUAAUGAAAUAUUAUCUUUUACCUCAAUCAAAUAAUGCAACUCUUAGAUUACAAUGUCAUCUUACAUCAUCAACUAAUCGAUCGAUAAUAUCAAAUCAUUUUUUAACAUAUAAAUCUUCUCGACGAAAUUCAAAUCAAUAUGAAAAAGAAUUAUCUCUAACUCAUUCAAAUGAUUUAAUAAAACGAUUUCGAUCUUCUCCAUCGAUUAUCGAACCUUAUACUGAUAUUUUACCUAUUCAUAAACAACAACAAUUACCAAUUUUUAAUCAAUCAACAUAUAGACAAUAUUUCUUACCGAAUUCUACACCAUUUUCUCGUUCAAAUAUUAAUUUAAUAAUAAUAUUUAUUAUUUCAAUAGUUGUCUUUCUGAUUGUGAUUAAUGUUCUCGUUUGGUUUAUGUGUUCUUUACGAUUAAAAAGUUGUAAAUCAACAUCAUCUGUUCAAAAUUUAUAUUCUCAUAAAAUGAAUUUAAAUAAUGAAGUAAAAAGAUCAUUAAAUAAAGAAUUUUCUCAUGAAACAAAUCGUUUAAAAAGUCUUCAUUCAUUAUUAUAUGUUGAUCAUAAAGCUGUUGAUAUAAAUCCAAUAAAAACAAAUAUUAAUCGUGAUCUUGAUUCAUCUUUAUCAGAAUAUAAUUUACCUUCAAAUUCAUCUCCAACAAAUUUUAAUCAUGCCUUUAUUAUUAAAUCUAAAUCAAGUGAAACACUUCAAGAACCAAGACAAAUUAAUUCAUGGGAUGAUAUUUAA